AUGAUCUCCUGGAGCUGUGUUUAUGUCUCCCUUCAGGUGUGUUAAUGUCUCCUCAGGUGUGUUUAAUGUCUCCUUCAUGUGUGUUUUAUGUCUCCUGAGGUGUGUUUAUGUCUCCUUCAGGUGUGUUAAUGUCUCCUCAGGUGUGUUAAUGUAUCCUCAGGUGUGUUUGUGUCUCCUCAGGUGUGUUAAUGUCUCCUCAGGUGUGUUAAUUCUCCUCGGGUGUGUUAAUGUCUCCUCAGGUGUGUUAGUGUCUCCUCAGGUGUGUUUGUGUCUCUCCAGGUGUGUUAAUGUCUCCUCAGGUGUGUUAAUGUCUCUUCAGCAGUGUGUUAAUGUCUCCUCAGGUGUGUUAGUGUCUCUCAGGUGUGUUAAAUGUCUCUUCAGGUGUGUUAAUGUCUCCUCAGGUGUGGUUUGUGUCCUCCUCAGGUGUGUUAAUGUCUCUCAAGGUGUGUUUGUGUCUCCUCAGGUAGUGGUUGGUGUCUCCUCAGGUGACCUUCUGUCUGUACACACACCCCCCCUCCCCCAGGUGGGACUUCCUGUCCCGUCUCGAUCCUUCAAGCGCGUAGAGUGUGAACGGACCGUCCUUUCCUCGUUCUACCUCCGCCGGAUGGCGGGACCUCUGCCGGUGGUGCUCUCGGAGGAGCAGCGUGGAGACGCUCUCAGCUUGGGAGGACGGGCCCUCGAGGCUUCCUCCCUGCGAGGCUCUGCUGAUACGCUCGCGCUCACGAACGCGCCGCCGCUGCAGUUCUCUGCUGCUGCAGCGGAGCGGGCGCCGCACCUCAAGCGUGGCCGUGCGCUACGAACACCCCCCCGCCUUGCACAUCCCUCGGCUCUGACUGCUGACGCCUCUGAGGACUGCAGCGAGAGGCGGCGACCUCUCUCCCUGGACGCCUGCAACCGGCUGCCUGCACUGCUGCCGGACCAGCAGGGAAGAGUGCGGUGCCAGCUGGCGGUAGGAACUGCUCUCGCUCCGACUGCCUGCCUCGCGCUGCUCGAGUCACGGUGCUGCCGCCCAGCAGGCCUGGAGCCGUGCUGCAGCGCCUCAGCAGCGCUCAGAGCGCACGCUCUGCCGAAGGCCCUCAGCAGCUCCAGGCAGGCGCAGCGCUGCAUGGACUUCCUGCUGGUCUUCCUCCCCCUCGCCCCCACCGAUCGGCUUACUUCAGCGCGUGACGAGCCGCAGCGCUGGCCACAAGCCUUCACUUCUGGGAAAACCGAAAGUCUUCAGGUGGCUGUCUGGCCUGGCUCCGCCCCCCUCUUGCUGCAGGCCCUGAGGUGUUUGGCCCGGUCCGGCCCCGGUCAGAUCAGCGCACUGCCUGUACUUCUUGCACAGCCACAGCUGGCAGUGGGUCAUCGUCACCAUGGAAUGGUGUGCUAUAGUUAA
Molecule: messenger RNA, 1378 nt
Organism: Notothenia coriiceps (black rockcod)
Lineage: Eukaryota; Metazoa; Chordata; Actinopteri; Perciformes; Nototheniidae
Source: RefSeq, a predicted model, not a curated record